AUGAGGAGCUUGUACGUAUCUGUAGUUCUGCUGCAGCUCAUUGGGACUUCUUUAUGCCAGUUCCCUCGCCCGUGUGCCAACUCAGAGGGACUCCGGACCAAAGAGUGUUGCCCGCCGUGGGAUGGUGACGGCUCAGCCUGCGGCGCCCUGUCAGGCCGUGGUUUUUGCACUGAGGUGGAAGUCUCAGAAGAGCCCCAUGGGCCCCAGUACCCACACAGUGGGAUUGAUGACAGAGAGCGCUGGCCUUUAGCUUUCUUCAACCGGACGUGUCGUUGUGCUGGAAACUACGGAGGUUUUAACUGUGGUGAAUGCAGGUUUGGUUACUGGGGUUCAAACUGUGCUGAGUACAGGGAGUCAGUGCGCCGGAACAUCCUGACCAUGUCACCUGUUGAGCAACAGAAGUUUACCUCUUAUCUGAACCUGGCAAAGAACACCAUCAGCCGUGACUAUGUGAUCUCCACGGCAACAAGAGCAGAGAUGGGUGAAAAUGGUGAGAACCCUAUGUUCUCUGACAUCAACACCUAUGACCUGUUUGUCUGGAUGCACUACUAUGUGUCCCGGGACGCCUUCUUGGGAGGGCCAGGGAACGUAUGGAGGGACAUCGACUUUGCCCAUGAAUCUGCAGCAUUUCUGCCGUGGCACCGAAUCUACCUGCUUCACUGGGAGAAUGAGAUAAGGAAGCUGACGGGAGAUUUUAACUUCACCAUCCCAUACUGGGACUGGAGGGAUGCCCAGUCCUGUGAGGUGUGCACCGAUGCUCUGAUGGGCGGACGCAGCCCCCUCAAUCCAAACCUCAUCAGCCCUGCUUCAGUCUUCUCCUCAUGGAAGGUGAUCUGCACCCAGCCAGAGGAGUACAACAGUCGAGAGGCAUUGUGCAACGGCACUGGGGAGGGUCCACUGUUGCGUAACCCUGGCAACCAUGAUACCAACCGUACGCAGAGACUCCCCACAACAGCUGAUGUGGACUUCACUGUGGGCCUCCCCCAGUACGAGACGGGACCCAUGGACCGAUUUGCCAAUAUGAGCUUUAGAAACGUCAUCGAGGGUUUUGCCAGUCCAACAUCAGGUAUGGCGUUGUCAGGCCGGAGCACCAUGCACAACGCCCUGCAUGUCUUCAUGAACGGCUCCAUGUCCUCAGUGCAGGGUUCAGCCAACGACCCCAUAUUCCUGCUGCACCAUGCUUUCAUUGACAGCAUCUUUGAGCGCUGGCUCAGAGCCCACCAGCCUGUCCGGACCAACUACCCACGAGCCAAUGCUCCCAUUGGCCACAAUGAUGGGUACUACAUGGUGCCCUUCCUGCCUCUCUUCAGAAACGGAGACUACUUCCUGUCCAACAAGGCUCUGGGAUUUGAGUACGCCUACCUGUUGGACCCUGGCCAGAGGUUUGUUCAGGAGUUCCUGACGCCUUACCUCCAGCAGGCCCAGCAGAUCUGGCAGUGGCUCCUGGGAGCCGGGAUCCUCGGGGCGUUGAUCGCCGCAGUCUUCGCUGCACUGCUUAUUGUUGCAAGAAGGAAGUGGAAGCGUAACCAGAGGAGGAAGAGGGUGCUGAGCUACGGAGAGAGACAGCCAUUACUGCACAGCAGCUCAGAGGAAGGCUCGUCUUCAUAUCAGACGACUCUGUAA
Molecule: messenger RNA, 1623 nt
Organism: Cyclopterus lumpus (lumpfish)
Lineage: Eukaryota; Metazoa; Chordata; Actinopteri; Perciformes; Cyclopteridae
Gene: tyr
Product: tyrosinase
Exons: 5
Coding region: 1-1623 (540 amino acids)
Biological process (GO): pigmentation; melanin biosynthetic process
Molecular function (GO): tyrosinase activity
Source: RefSeq, a predicted model, not a curated record